CAACGUCAUUUUGGGGUCCUUUAUCCGGUGCGCAUCUCCAUCACAAAUUCGACAAGAUUGUAAAACGUUCAAUCUCUCAACAAAGUUUUUCUUUAGCUGAUAGUCGCACAUGAAAAAUAUGCUAAAUUUCUAAAACUAGAUAUAGAUAGCCGACCAUUUGUAGGAGGAACUUUCAAUGUAAGUUUCUCUAGGACCGAGAGUCAGAUCGCCAAACCACGCACCCACCAACCAACCCACAGAACCAAAAGCCCACACGUUCUUCUUCUUAUUCAAUAAACAUAAUUGAUAAUCUCCGCUUGACUAUUAUUAUUAUUUUGGUACUGAAUUCAUAUAGAAGAAUCCUCAGCUUCAAUUCUUCUUCCUUCAAAUGAAAAAUUUCCAUAGAUUUUCAUGAUUUGUACGCCUUUUUUCCAUCUGGGUAUGCUUCAGAACCAGAAGUUUUCAAUACCCAGAAGAUGAAUCGUUCUCCAAAACAGUUUAGCUGAUGAAAUUUCAUUGAAUUUGUUUUAUUGGAAUCUUAUCUGGGCCUGCUUUAAAAACGCCCUAAAAUGUUCGUCUCUCUAUCUUCAACCGGCUCAUGGUUGUUACCUCUUGCUACAAGCAAUGGGAGUUCUAAUAGAUCCUCUAGAUUUGUUGUUUCGAGUGGUAAAGGAAUGAGUUUGUUUUAUAGUAAGCCGAACAAGGAACAGAAGAAAGUUGUUUGUGCUUGUGUGGCGACUCCAAGGAACUUGGGAAGUGAUGAAUUGUCUUCUGCUAAAUUCAAUGAUUCACUGAAUUCAGAGAAUUUAAACACCUUGUGGGAGCCUGGGGAUGAUUGUGAGGUUCUUAUCGAGUGCCGAAAUGUCUACAAGUCAUUUGGAGAAAAGCAUAUAUUGAGAGGUGUGAGCUUCAAGAUUAGACACGGCGAAGCUGUUGGAAUAAUUGGGCCUUCUGGCACUGGCAAAUCUACUAUUCUGAAGAUUAUGGCUGGACUACUUUCUCCGGACAAGGGAGAGGUUUAUAUUCGAGGUAGAAAGAGAGCUGGUUUGAUCAGUGAUGAGGAGAUAUCUGGUCUUCGAAUUGGAUUGGUGUUCCAAAGCGCAGCUCUUUUUGAUUCAUUGACUGUUCGUGAAAAUGUUGGUUUCCUUUUAUAUGAAAAUUCAAGAAUGCCUGAAGAUCAAAUUUCAGAGCUCGUGAAGGAAAAUUUGGCGGCGGUUGGAUUAAAAGGAGUUGAGGAUCGAUUGCCAUCUGAGUUGUCUGGUGGAAUGAAGAAAAGAGUUGCUUUAGCUCGGUCUAUUAUUUUUGAUACCACAAAGGAGUCAAUCGAACCUGAGGUUCUUUUGUACGAUGAACCAACAGCUGGACUCGAUCCUAUUGCAUCCACUGUAGUUGAAGAUCUUAUCCGUUCAGUUCAUAUGAAAGGUGAAAAUGCAGUUGGGAAACCGGGGAAUAUUGCAUCUUACGUGGUUGUUACUCACCAACAUAGUACCAUUAGAAGAGCGGUUGACAGGUUGAUAUUUCUCCAUGAGGGUAAAAUUGUUUGGCAAGGGAUGACUGAUGAAUUCACAACAUCAGACAAUCCAAUUGUCCGACAGUUUGCUUCAGGGAGCCUUGAAGGACCCAUAAGAUACUAAGGCAUACGCUACCAUGAUGUGUUUGUGAUGAUGAAACAUGGCUUAAGAGAUUAGUUUACUUCAGAGGAGUUUCCAGAUAGGUAUGUCAGCAUUUUGUCAGUCUCUGCUGGAAAUUUUGCCAUCCUUGCUGCUUCUGAAGCUUUUAAUAAAGUUUUUCUUGCCUCCAUGAGCGAGUUCAUUUGUCAAUUCAUAGUUUCCCUUGACGGGGACUGACAGAUUUGAGAUCUGUAUUAUGAUAGUUCAUUGUUUUUAAAUUUAGUGAAUUUUGUGAAUCUGGCUACGGUUUCAGCCUCAUUCUAGGAACUGAAAACUCAUUGUUGAAAGAGUUGUAUACUAAUUGUUAUUUCAAUCAGAAGGGAAAAUUAUCAA
Molecule: messenger RNA, 1982 nt
Organism: Mangifera indica (mango)
Lineage: Eukaryota; Viridiplantae; Streptophyta; Magnoliopsida; Sapindales; Anacardiaceae
Product: protein TRIGALACTOSYLDIACYLGLYCEROL 3, chloroplastic-like
Exons: 10
Coding region: 549-1613 (354 amino acids)
Molecular function (GO): ATP hydrolysis activity; ATP binding
Source: RefSeq, a predicted model, not a curated record